CGGGUAAAUUUCCGUAAACAUUAGUGGGCUUAGACUGUGGAACAGACAAAAAGACAAACAUUAAUGAUAGAGCACCCUUUGCUGUGUUUAGAGCACGUCCUAUUGAUGAAAUUGAUCUCUGUCCUAGAGCAUGUAUUCAUAAAACUUGCAUUGACUUGGAAAGGACAGGAAGACAGUGGUUAGUAAUGGAAACUGAAGAGGAUAUAUGGGGAGAAGCUAAAAUUCUGUGUAAAAAGCUACAGGACUUUGGAAAUGAGACCAUUAUCAUGUCAGUAAAUAAACAAACAGAGAAAACAUCAUGUCAAACAUCAGAUGGAGUUAAUACAUUCCUAGAUAAGAAUCCAGAUUGCUUACAGAAGUAUAAGGAUUUCUGUUUGUCAUUAUAUGAUUCAACUGGUUCCAUUCAAAAUGAAGAUCAAACAAAAGGUCAAGAUAAGAGCUGGGAAAACAUGAAUCUGUUAGUUUUAGGGAACCAGUUAUCAGAUGAAGAUACAGAAGACUAUUCAGAUUAUGAAACUAUGAAAGUUCCUCUUUUAAAUUUGAGGACAACAAAAACCUCAAAGACUAAAUUAAAAGAAAAGAAUAAAGAAUCAGAAUCUGAAAUUAGCAAAAAAGGAGAAAUUAAAAGCAAGAGGACUUUAAAACCAAAGAACAAACCAGUUGGUACAGUUACCAGCUUAAAGGAAAAGACAUUAAAAACUUCUGUCCCGAAGAAAAGAAAAGUGUCAAAGUCUGUGAAAGAUGACCAAACAACAAGAGUACAAAGAAAAAACACAUCAUCAACAGUAGGAAAAAAUAGAACAGAAACAAAAGGCAGUUGUGAAGGGGAAAUAACUCAAGAAAAUACACAAAUUGAAACUGAUGGACAAAUCAGUGUAGACAGAAGUAAAGACAAUAUGGCUAGGGACAAUGAUUUGUAUCGAAUAGGAGCGCAGUGGCCUAGUUAUUCAAUUACCUGUCAAAUCUGUAAGAUGAACUGGUCUAGUAAAAUUGCCUAUGUUAAUCAUAUCCGCUCCCACAAGGAAUAUCAGAUUUGUAACAUUUGUGAUGAACUUAUUCAUGUCAAAGACGUGAGUAUUGAAACACAUAUUAGUGAAAAACACAGUGAUAUUAACCCUUUUAAGUGCAAUAUUUGUGGACGGGGAUACAAAAGUAAAAAUGGCGUCAGGAACCAUUACGUGGCUGUUCAUGCUGACUCUUCCGCUAGAUUUUGGUGCGUCUUAUGUAACCGUGCAUUUGGCACUAAUAAUAAUUACAAGUCUCACAUGAGGUCUCAUAAGGAUAGAAAGCAUUGUUUUAUGUGUAAGCAGGAAAUUGAAAACCUAGAGCUGCUGAGACAACACAUGAGAAUUAGCCAUGCUUAUUAUUUAUGUUUGGUUUGUAAUAGGUACUUCCCUGAUGAAUUGGAGCUCAAGGAGCAUGAAGAGACACAUUUAGAAAAUGAGAAAAAGUCUGAAAUUAAUCAGGAUAUCAGAAGUUUUUAUGAUUCAAAUCAUGAAGAUGUGGUGGAAAAAGAUAACAGGCAUAUAAAUAAUCAGGAUAAUGGCGGGAGUACUGGAAGAAAAAAUUUAAGAGAGUUAUUUUCGAAAGUGUUAAAAAAUCCAGAUAUAAUAGAUGAAAAUGAAACAGCAAAAAAUGAAACAACUUCAAAUGAUUUAAAGAAAGAUAAGAAAGAAAGCAUUUCCAGUAAAGGCAGUCAACAAUGUGGUACUGCUAGAAAAUCAUUUAAAUGUAAAUUUUGUGGUCGUGUUUUUAAACUUGGAAUUGCUUUUGCACGUCAUGUAAAAUUACACAACAAUCAGUCCACCUUUAAAUGCCAACAUUGUGGCAAAACUUGUAAGAAUGAAGAGACGUUUAAACAUCAUAUGAUUUUACAUCUACCUGAUGAGAAGAGGCCACAUCGAUGUCAAGAAUGUGGCAAAGGGUUUGCCACUAAUACCUGUCUGAAGAAACAUUUUCUAGUCCACAGCAAAUUGAAGGAAUUUAUAUGUGAAUUCUGUGGCCAGUGUUGUCGAGAUAUGACAAAUUUAAAGAUACAUCGUAGAUCUCAUACAGGAGAAAGACCAUACAAAUGUAAAUCUUGUCCAAAGACUUACCGGAGCUGGGACGCAUUACACAACCACCAACAGUCUAUACAUCUACCAAAGAAAUCGUACAUGUGCGAUAUAUGUGGGAAAUUUUACACACAAAAACAUAGACUUUAUGAACAUAAACGCACACAUCGGGAAGAUGGGUUGAAAUGUGAUAUUUGUGGAAUUAAAACACUGAGCGUUGCUGCAGUCCGAAGACAUUUGGUUCUAGAACAUCUAGAAAUUGCCAAACAAAGGGGAUAUAAAAUCUAUACCUGUGAUUACUGUCAAAAGAUUUUACCGAACAAAGAAAAAUAUGAUUAUCAUAUACGACAGCAUACAGGUGCAAGGCCAUUUAGUUGUUUGGAAUGUAAUAAAAGUUUCAGAGACAGGAAACAGCUCAAGAUUCACAUGAGAAUACAUUUAAAUGAUAAGAAAUAUUCCUGUUCUGUGUGUAACAAAUCGUUUCUUUACAACAGAACCCUUAAAAAACAUCUUUUAACUCAUCAAUCUGAAAGUGCUCCCCAUCAAAAGCAUAUUUUUUCAACAAUUGAUGUAGCUCCCUCAAGUAUAUACAUGACAGGUGAAACUCGCUUUUCAGAUCACAUUUAUAGUGCUGGUUGUAGGUCUAAUGGGAUUUUGGUUUCCAAUAGCAACAUUUCUCAUAGGAACACUGUACAGAAUGUGCCUCACUUGAACACAUCUCAUGGAGAACCUGUUCAGAAUGUUCAUCAAUUGAACACUGUGAAUGGGUUUCCUGUGAAUUACUAUACAGAAAGACAUACCAACGAAACUUAUGGUAGUGAAAAUCCACUUGUGGGAGCCUUCAAUAACUUAUACUCUAACCAGAAUCUUGGACAAAAUUAGAUCAUAUAUACAUAAUUUUGGGGCCCUUUAUACAUGUUAUAGCUUUUUGUUCAUUGUGAGCCAAGGCUCCAUGUUGAAGGCUGUACCUUGACCUAUUAUGGUUUACUUUUAUAAAUUGAUAUUUAUAUGGAGAGUUGUUUCAUUGGUACUCAUACCACAUCUUGCUAUACCUAUAUACACUAGUCCAUUUAUCAAUGAAUAAAUGGAUACUAUGGCUUCAUUAUUAUUUGUUGGAUACAGAUUUUUAGGAUACAAGCUAGGUUAACUACUAAUUUUGAUGUUCAAUGAAUUACAAAUUUGCAGAUUUUGGUAAAACCACAAAAUUACAUAUCCAUUAAAAUGCAAGUUUUCAGCAAUUUAUGAAAACUGGUACCCACGAAAAUAACUGAAUCCACAGUACUUGAAACAGAUACAUUGAUAAAUGAACAUUGUGAACUAGCACUUUGAAUAUCUGGCUCAGGACGUACAUCGUUCAAAGAUAGGUUAAUAAUCAUAUCGCAUUGAACAACAUCAUGAACAUAUCUAAAUAAUUGUAAUGAAUUACUUUGCCUUUCAUGUGCCCUUUUUAAUUGGAAUAAAAGUAUCUUAUCAAAUCAA
Mytilus trossulus (common blue mussel) is the source of this 3533-nucleotide messenger RNA. Its product is annotated as zinc finger protein 595-like. The record is from RefSeq and is a predicted model, not a curated record. Gene Ontology annotation, biological process: regulation of transcription by RNA polymerase II. The coding region runs from base 186 to 2936 and encodes 916 amino acids. Gene Ontology annotation, molecular function: RNA polymerase II cis-regulatory region sequence-specific DNA binding; DNA-binding transcription factor activity. The transcript is spliced from 8 exons. Lineage: Eukaryota; Metazoa; Mollusca; Bivalvia; Mytilida; Mytilidae.